Auxenochlorella protothecoides is the source of this 813-nucleotide messenger RNA. RefSeq lists its product as hypothetical. Gene Ontology annotation, biological process: pollen development. The record is from RefSeq and is a predicted model, not a curated record. Bases 1 to 813 code for a protein of 270 amino acids. The transcript is spliced from 4 exons. Lineage: Eukaryota; Viridiplantae; Chlorophyta; Trebouxiophyceae; Chlorellales; Chlorellaceae.
AUGGCCCUGCUGGCUCUGGCCACCCGCACAGGCCUCCGGCGAUUGAUGCCGGAGGUUCGGGCCCUGGCCCAGGGAGCGCACCUGCGAUUCUUCGCGGAGGCUGCCGCCCAGCAGAGGGAGGAGGACCCCAUCCUGACCCUGUUCCGGGAGAACCAGCGGCAAUUCCGGGAGUUCCUCAAGGGACUCCAGGGCAUCCCCUUCCCCCUGUCUGGUGAGAAGACCGCGGUGGCGCAGUACAAGGACCGCGUGGAGGCGCUGCGCUCCGAGGUCGGCGCCCGCACCGUGGAAGACGCGGUGCGCGAAGAGCUGGCAGCGGCCGCCGCGCGCCAGCCCGCCUCGCUGGCGGAGCUGACGGCGGCGCUCAGCGCCUCCUCCGACCCCGCCGCCGUUGCCGCGCACGAUGCGCUGGUGGCCUGGGCCCAGGACGUGUCGGACUGGCUGGAGGACUUUGAGGACCGGCGCGGCGACGACCUGCCCGACGCGGCGGCCACCGCCGCGGUGGAGGCCGAGCUGGCCUCGGGCCGCCUGCUCUCCGGCCCCGACGCCCGCUCCGACGUGCACCCCGCCGAGUCCGAGUUCUGGACCAAGGCUGCGGAGUGGGAGGCCGGGCUGGAGCGCGUAGGCGCGCUGCUGGCCGCCCUGCCGGAGGUGCCCAUCACCGACGCGCGCGUGGCGGAGUUGGUGACCGGCGAGUACCAGGCCCUGGUGGACCAGGCGCGCACCGUGGUGGCCGACGAGCUGGCCAAGGCCGACGACCUCACCGGCGCAGGCACCGGCGGGCUGCCGGAGGAGAUCAAGCCCAAGCUGGCUUGA